Oryctolagus cuniculus (rabbit) is the source of this 1674-nucleotide messenger RNA. The record is from RefSeq and is a predicted model, not a curated record. Lineage: Eukaryota; Metazoa; Chordata; Mammalia; Lagomorpha; Leporidae.
GCUGCAAGCAGAGGCUUAACUUACUAUGCCAUGACACUGGCCCCUAUAAUUUUUAUAUGACACUAUGAUUUUUAGAUGACAGUCCUUUCUAUUUAUUUAUUUUCAUUUUAUUUGAAAGGCUGAGAGAGAGACAGACAUAGAUCUUUCAUCCGCUGGUUCACUCCACAACAGCCAAGGGUGGGCCAGACCAAGGCCAGGAGCUCAGAACUCCAUCCAGGUCUCCCACGUGGUCCUCUAAGCCAUUUUCAUUACCCCAAAGGAAACCCAGCGCUCAUUAUUGGUCACUCCCUACUCCUCCCUGACCCCAGCAGCCUCUGCACCACUGAUCUAGUUUCUGUCUCAAAGGACCUACCUAUUUGGGACAUUGCAUACAGAUGGAAAGAUGCAGUGUAUCAACUUCUGUGUUUGGCCUCUUUUCUGUAGCAUAAUGUCUGCAGAUCAUCCACGUUGCAGCAUGAAUCAGAACUUCGUUCCUUAUACCCAGAAAAAUGAAGAUACGUCCACACAAAAACUUGCACAUCAGUGCUCAUAGCAGAUUACUCACAGCAGUCAAAGGGUUCAUCCAGCCAAACGUGGUGCAGCCAUUGAUGGGGUAGUGUUCUGUCAUAGUCCAUGCUGCGUAAGAAGUAGCACAAACCCUGACUCACGCUACAGCACGAGUCAGCCCGAAAAUCUGCUAAGUGAAAGAGGCCACACACCAAGAACACAUUGUGUAUGAUUCUAUUUAUAGGAAACGUCCAGAAUAGACUACUCCACGGAGGCAGAAAGUAGCUCGUCCACAGUGACCUGGGCCCUCUGAAGAAAGAAAUGGAAGAGAUACGGACAGUCGUCGCGAAGCUGCUGACCGAGGGUCUCCGAUUUGACCCAGACAGCGCUGCCGGCUUCAGGAAGAAACUGUUUGAGCGGGUGAAAUGCAUUUCCUGCGACCGGCCUGUGGAGAUGAUGACCAGUCCGCCUCUGAUCACACUCCGUAAGGUUCACCUGCUGGCGCGGCUCAGGCCGGCCAGUGCCAACAGCUACGAGUACCUGCAGCGGCAGCUGAUGAGGGAACAGCAGCAGCUGCAGCUCCAGGAGGAGGGUCUGGACCCCCUGGGCUCCCAGCAGGACUGGGGUGAUGGCCCCCAAAAUGAUGCCACCAGCAGGCUCCAGUCAUGUGACCUGUCCACCCUCUACCCUUAUGGGGACCCCCAGCUAGUGGACUAUGACUCCGCUGAGGUAGACAUCUUGGGAGUGGACGGGAUCCUCUACAGAGGCCGGAUGAGCAACCAGAGUGGGGCUCAGGCCACAGCCACCGUGGAGAAGGAGCUGACAGCUGUGAGAGUUCCGGGUCCCCCGCCUCGGAACCUGCAUGACCGAGUGCGCGCCAGUGCCUUAUUUGGUGCCACCCACCCCUGUGAGUGCUUGCCCCUCCCUCCCUGGCCCACCUGGGAUUCUGGCACGUCCUCUGGUCUCUCCUACUCCCAGCCUGCCUCUUGCCACCAGCCUGGGUGCUUUUUCUACCACAUCCACUUCUCAGCUGCUCUGCUGCAGCCCAGCAGGCACCUGCCCACCUGUACUAGAUCCAGGGAGACCCGCGAGGGGCCCCCUCCCCCUGUAUCUGCCCAGGGAAGUGGGCCCAGGGGGCCUGCGGCUGCCUAGGCUUCAGGGGAGCUUCAUGGGCCCAGGCCAGGCGUU